Messenger RNA from Anthostomella pinea, 1509 nucleotides. NCBI's taxonomy places the organism in Eukaryota, Fungi, Ascomycota, Sordariomycetes, Xylariales, Xylariaceae. The record is from the annotation of a GenBank genome assembly.
AUGGCUGCCGCAGUCCGCGUUGCCCCGAGUGCCGCAACGAGGGCAUUGAAACUGCUCCGGACAGUGCAGUACACGCACCCGCCCUCGUGUCCAUGCCACUCAAACCCAGGACAUCAUCACCACCAUGCUGCCAGACCCCAGAUCGACGCCUAUGCCCAGCGGACGUGGCAGACUGGCCGGCGCGGGUUCGCCUCGCCUAUGGACCCUUCCCAGCAGAAGGAAUACGCCUUCGAAAUGGCCGCGUCCUCAAUUCGAUUCGGGCCUGGCGUAACCCAGGAAGUCGGCAUGGACUUCAAGAACAUGGGUGUCAAGCGUGUCUGUGUCGUGACUGAUCCGACAGUCAGGCAACUCACUGCCAUGAAGCAGGUUGAGGAGGCUCUGUCGAGGGAGGGUGUUGAAUAUGAUAUAUUUGACAAGGUGCGAGUCGAGCCGAAGGAUAGCUCCAUCAAAGAAGCCAUCGAGUUCGCCAAGCCCUACAAACCAGACGCUUUCCUGGCCGUUGGCGGAGGCUCGGUCAUUGACACAGCCAAAUUGAUGAACUUAUACACCGAAUAUCCCGAUGCCGACUUCCUCGAUUUCGUCAACGCGCCCCUAGGCAACGGGCGGCCCAUCGACAAGCAGCUCAAGCCCCUGAUCGCCAUCCCCACCACGGCCGGCACGGGCAGCGAGACGACGGGGACAGCCAUCUUUGACCUCGUGGCCAAGCGUGCAAAGACCGGCAUCGCGCAUCGCAACCUCAAGCCCACGCUCGGCAUCUGCGACCCGCUGAACACGCGGACGAUGCCCGCGGCCGUGAAGGCAAGUUCCGGCCUCGACGUCCUCUGCCACGCGCUCGAGUCCUGGACCGCAAUCCCGUUCAACGAGAGGACGCCUCGCCCGACGAACCCGAUCAUGCGGCCUGCAUACCAGGGCGCCAACCCGAUCAGCGAUAUCUUCUCGUUGAGUGCGCUACGGAGUACCGUCAAGUACCUCCCGAGAUCGGUAAAGGAUCCCGAGGACUUUGAGGCGCAGAGCGAGAUGCUACUCGCUGCUACGCUUGCCGGUGUGGGGUUUGGCAACGCGGGAGUGCAUCUAUGUCACGGCAUGUCCUACCCGAUCUCGGGCCAGAACCCGGGGUACCAGCACGCAGGCUACGAAGUAAGCACGCCUAUAAUCCCGCACGGCGUCUCGGUCGCCGUGUCGGCGCCCGCCGUCUUCCGGUUCACGGGGCCCUCCAACCCUGAGCGCCACCUCGCGGCGGCCGAGGCCUUUGGGGUGGACGUCACCAACGUGAAGCGCGAGGACGCGGGCGAGGCGCUCGCCGACGCCGUCACGGCGUUCCUGGCUGAGCUCGGCGACCAGCCGAAGGGGCUGAAGGAGCUCGGGUUCGGCCACGACCACAUCGAUGCGCUGGUCGAGGGGACUAUCCCCCAGGCCCGCGUGCUGAUGCUGGCGCCGGGCUUGGCGGCGGAGCUGGAGCGCGAGAGGGACCAGUUGCGCAGGCUGUUUGAGGAUGCUAUGGUGCACUGA